GGAACUUUGCAACUUGCCUGCAGCCUGGUCACAGAGAGGAUGACGAACAGUUCCCACACUAUGAAGACUGGUGUGCUCAUCCUGCUGGUGAGCCUACUGUUUGCAGAGAAAGCUCAGGGGUUACGCUGCUACCAGUGCUCGGGGUUCCCCAUAGUUGAGACCUCUUGCCAACCAGUCACCUGCCCCUACACUAACGGCGUCUGCGUUACUCAGGAGGUGGAAUCCACUAUGGGUGAGUUCUCUGUGGCCCGUAUGAAGAUGUGUAGCGGGGUGGGACUUGGGAGGAAAGUUCCAAGCACUUGUGGGCUACAGUUGUUUGUGGGCCAUAGUUCCCCUCCCUCCAAGUACAAGUUCUCAUGUGUGGGUGCACUAGGGGUACAAGUGUGUGGAGCCCAGAGGUUGACACCGGGCAUCUUCCUUGAGGACUUUUAUUUACUGAGGCAGGGUCUCCUACUGAACCCCAAACUUGCAGAUUCAGCUAGUCUAGCCAAAUCUUACAAAAUGACACUAAUAAACAAGUUCUGCCUGCCCACCUGCCCUGAUAAGGGGUAUCCUGGAAGUCUGGAAUUCAUGGGUAUCUCCGCCAAAUCCGAGAUUUCCUGCUGCAACACAGACCUCUGCAGUGCAGCAGGUGCCACUGGGAGCAGCAUCUGGACCCUGGCAGGGGUGCUUCUGUUCAGCCUUGGGUCGGUCCUCCUGCAGGCCUGGUUGUGAUGGUCCUUCCUGCCACUCCCGCCCUCAUCUUCCUAUCUCCAUGUGUAAUCACUCCUUCCUGGAGCCCUCUCAUGAUGAAUUAUGAGUUAUAAAAACCCUGAAGUGGGGUUAGGGUGUGGGCCACUCUGCUUCAACUGUAUAGCCCCCAUCACCACGUCCUUCAGAAUGCCAUUCUGCUGCGGCUUGCUGUUCUCCGUUCUGGAGGCAUGUGGACAGUACCGGGAAGGGGAAGGAUUCCAAGGCAUUGUGCCCACGUUGUUUACACAUAAAUCUCUGAGCGCCUGCGGGUUUCCCCUACAUGUCGCUCAAAGUUGAGUUCAAUAAACCCUUUGUUUUCCUAGCCAAGAACUUCACUUUUCUUUUGCUACCCUGGGUCCACUGAGGCCUGACUGCCGACCCACAUCUCUGCCCUUCCAGCCAGCCCCAUAGCUAUCUCAUGUUACCCAGAUCGGACUGGCGUAUCCCUCGGUUUGGGUGGGCCUUCCCUCAGAGCUGAUACUGGGAGCAGAGAGAGGGUUCCUCCAUCUCCCAAGAGCCCUUGAUUGUGUUGGGGGAAGGGAUCAGCCAAGGAGAUGAGCCCUCAAUGGUGGACAGGUCUUGCCCUGCCAGAU
Messenger RNA from Arvicola amphibius (Eurasian water vole), 1325 nucleotides. Its product is annotated as lymphocyte antigen 6I-like. The transcript is spliced from 5 exons. Gene Ontology annotation, cellular component: plasma membrane. The coding region runs from base 40 to 714 and encodes 224 amino acids. Lineage: Eukaryota; Metazoa; Chordata; Mammalia; Rodentia; Cricetidae. Gene Ontology annotation, molecular function: acetylcholine receptor inhibitor activity; acetylcholine receptor binding. The record is from RefSeq and is a predicted model, not a curated record. Gene Ontology annotation, biological process: acetylcholine receptor signaling pathway.